Sycon ciliatum is the source of this 2564-nucleotide messenger RNA. RefSeq lists its product as uncharacterized. NCBI's taxonomy places the organism in Eukaryota, Metazoa, Porifera, Calcarea, Leucosolenida, Sycettidae. Gene Ontology annotation, molecular function: S-adenosylmethionine-dependent methyltransferase activity. The record is from RefSeq and is a predicted model, not a curated record. The transcript is spliced from 10 exons. Bases 160 to 1743 code for a protein of 527 amino acids.
AUGACUGUAUUGUCGGCAAGUCUUUCUUGUCAGUUCAUGUCACUGCACUAUAGGGAACAGUUUCGGUUCUUCCAUUUUGACUACUUGUACAUUGUAUCAGAGUCUGCGACUGAACUGAAUGAUCUGCAGGUUAUUUCUUGAUUCUAGUCUUCAGCAAACAUGGCUGAAACAGAGAGCAACUGCUCAGCUCACCAAUGCACCAGACACGAUGACGAUGAAAGCAGGACUCGCGCUGCAAUGAAGGACAUCUGGGACGGCCAUUGUGCGGCGGCAUCGCGGCAAGAUGUCAUGCUCGACUCGAAAGCACUGCGGACGAUGAAAAAAUCCGAGAAGCCAGAGAUACUGGCCAUGUUGCCCGCUCUGAAAGAAAUGCGAGUUCUGGAGCUCGGCGCUGGCAUAGGUCGUUGCACAGGGUAUCUUGCUGAGAGAGCCCAACAUGUCACCUCAGUUGAUUUUGUGGAACAGUUUGUGGAGAAGAACCGUCAGAUCAAUGGCGUGCAACAUCCCAACAUCACCUUUGUGUGCAGCGAUGCCAUGAAGCUGGACUAUGAGGAGAACUCGUUUGACAUUGUCUUCUCUAACUGGUUACUGAUGUACAUCAGUGAUGCUGAGCUGGAAGAGCUAACCAAGAGAAUACUCAGGUGGGUGAGGGUUGGAGGUCACGUCUUCUUCCAUGAAUGCUGUUUCCGUCAGUCUGGUGAUUUUCCAGGAGGUGCAUCUAACCUGCCCACCAAGUACAGAGAUCCAAAGCAAUAUCAUCACGUGUUUGAGACGACAUGCUACGAAAGCAGUGCAUCGUCUGGUGCGUUCAGGUAUGAGCUGGACUUCUCGCGAUCUGUGGGUCCAUAUUUGCAAGUCAAUAACAACCUAUAUCAGAUGUGCUGGAGCUGGAGCAAGGUGUUAGUGGAGAAGAAAGCACAGUCGAAUGGUGAUUCGUACGACUCCCAGUCCAUGCGUCGGUUCCUGGACCAGGAGGAGUACUCUGUCAAUGCUAUUCAGUGCUAUGAGAAGAUGUUUGGCAAGAACUAUGUCAGUACCGGUGGACUUGAGACGACAGCUGAAUUUGUCCCGAUGCUACAUUUGCAGAGGGGUGAGAAGGUGUUGGAUGUUGGAUCGGGUCUGGGUGGAUGUUCUCUGUACAUGGCGGAGAACUAUGGCGUGGAUGUGGUGGGUCUGGAUCUCUCUACCAACAUGGUGCACAUUGCUCUUGCACGGGCGGUCAACUGCUCAGCAGGAUCGGUAUUGUAUGAAGUGUCUGACAUUACAAAGCGUCAGUUUCCGGACGAGUCCUUUGACGUCAUUUACAGCCGAGACACUUUGCAGUAUGUUCCCGGCAAAGCGGAAGUUAUCAAGAAGUUCUUUCGUUGGCUGAAACCUGGUGGCCGUAUUUUGAUCUCAGAGUUGUGCUAUGGCGAGGGAGAAUGGAGCGAUAGUUUCAAGACGCAUGUUGAGCAGCGACACCUCGCAACGCACAGUGUCAAGCAGUACGAACAGAUUCUUUGCGAUGCUGGCUUCGCGGACGUUGUAGCGGAUGAUCGCAGCCGUAGAUUCUGCGAGCGUGAAACCAAGAGAGCAUCUGUGGAGCGGAGCGAACUGGUCAAGGAAUUUGGCGAAAAGGACUAUGAAGACCUUGUCACGAAGUGGAAGGCCAAUAUCGAAUGGAUCAAUGCUGGUGAACAGUGCUGGGGCGUCUUCUUCGGGCGCAAGCUGUUAGCCAAGACAGGACUAGUUAAUGGUAGCUGAGGACUGCAUGCAUUUUAAUACUGGCGUGCAGCCACUUCUGGCUGCUUGUAAAUCAUUCUACUAGUUAGAGAUAUUUCCACAUUCUUUGCGGCAACGUUACUCCUGUCAAUUCUGCUGGAAUAUCCUCCCUUCCGAAGAUGACUACACCUUCUAAGCAACAUGACAGCUUUAAAAUGUUACCUACUGGUAGUGUUUCCCGCAAGCUGCUACAUCUGUUUAGCUUGUUUUGACAUACUCUGCCAUAGUACUGGGUUUGGACUGCGUUUUUCCAGGUUGCCUUGGAAACGGAGACGAGAAAAUGUAAUUUAUUUUCCGGGAGUCUUCUUUUCUUUUUGCAGUGCUUUCUCUUACUCCAAUUUCGGCUGGCUCGCUCUUUGCUUUCCCUUUCCGUAUUCUAAGAACUCCAAGUUGCUCGCGUGUGGAUCUGUUGUCACGAUUUGUUCAAUCUCUCCAAAGCAUGUCGAAAACACUGGCAAACGCAUAGAGAGCAGGUGCGUACCAACCACCCUGGAGAAAGAGAAACUGAACAUUGCAUAGAGCUUAGCAAGAGUUGUAUGUAUGCUUGCUGCUUGCUAUGCCAAUCACCUGCCCCCCUCCCCCCCCCCCCCCCCCCCUGUCAUGACCAAUGCAUGUCAACUUUACGGUUCACUCAUGGGCAUCACUGUGUGAUUCACUGAUUACUGAGGGUAACUUGAAGACAGGAAAAUAUAAGUCACCUCACUCUUCUCAGAUGUUUGGUGUGGGCCUUGUUCAAGUUUUUGGAUGUGGCAAUGUACCAUUGCUAGUGAAGUGGUGAAUUGCGUAUCGGAGCUUCGAGCUUC